AUGGCUUACCGUAAGAUCACGAUCUCUCUCUACCUUCUUUCUCUUUUCUUCUUGUCGAAAACCCAUCUCUCUCUCUCUCUCACCGACCCAUCUCUCAAUCGUGACCGUCUACCUCUUCCUCAAUCAAUCUUAGACGUCCACGAUCUUCUCCCUUUGUUCGGCUUGCCUCGUGGCCUACUACCAGACAAUGUAAAAUCUUACACACUAUCUCCAUCUGGGUCAUUCACAGUUCAAUUAAAAAGCACAUGUUAUGUUCACUUUGAUCAGCUUGUAUAUUAUGCUGAAGAAAUUAAAGGGAAAUUGAGUUAUGGUGCUGUGCACGAUGUGUCAGGCAUUCAAGCAAAGAAGCUGUUUAUUUGGUUACCAGUUAGUGGGAUUGAGGUUAGCAGAGAUGAUGAUAUGAUUGAGUUCUUUGUUGGGUCUUUAUCUCAGAAGUUGCCGGCUAAGCAGUUCGAGGAUAUCCCUGCUUGUAAAAGCAAGGUUGGUCUAAGGAAUAAUCUGGACUCUAUGUGA
Messenger RNA from Jatropha curcas, 513 nucleotides. RefSeq names its product DUF538 family protein, putative (Protein of unknown function, DUF538). The record is from RefSeq and is a predicted model, not a curated record. NCBI's taxonomy places the organism in Eukaryota, Viridiplantae, Streptophyta, Magnoliopsida, Malpighiales, Euphorbiaceae.